Molecule: messenger RNA, 1061 nt
Organism: Acaulospora morrowiae
Lineage: Eukaryota; Fungi; Glomeromycota; Glomeromycetes; Diversisporales; Acaulosporaceae
Source: the annotation of a GenBank genome assembly
CAAUGGAUGCCGAUACUCUUCAUCUGAUUAAGAGACUUGAAUCAGCAAUUUUUGGACGGCCCGAGAUUUCUCCAGCAGAUUCACAGUUGGAUAUUGGUCAGCAAUUAUCAAGUUUAAAGAUUGAUGAGUCUUUAGAGCUGGAUUUGCCACGGAAUCUUGAAAUAAUUGCCAAGGAUCUUCAUAAUACAAUUGAAGAAAUCCGAAAUUUUAUAAUUGAUCUGAUUCCGUUAAUUGAACCUAUUUCCAAUGCUGAAGUGGACACAGAAGACAACGGAAAAGAUUUGAGAUUACGAGCAAAGGAAUUUAUGUGUGAAUGGUCUAAUCUCGACUCCGAUAUCGAUAAUGUCAUUGAUGAAUGUUUAAAAUACAACAAUGAGACUUUUGACCCAGAAUCACCGUUAAUUUUGGAAAAUAUUCGACGAGAAAAUGAACAAACCAUAUCUCGCCUUGCCGAAACAACAUCAAGAAUAUUGGACAAUCUUUUUUCCUUAGGGGAGGCACUUAAUAUAUCAAACCGACAGGACUUGCCACAUAAAAGCUUACCUCCCGAUUUCGGCGAACAUAAAACUUCACACACACCUGGAGAAUCCAAUCAAAGUAAAUCCGGGAUAGACAAUAAUAAACCUUCAAGUCUUGUUGAAACGGAAGGUGCCAAAGAAAGAAUAGAAAGUCACAACUUGGACGAAGUUGGUGAAUAUGAACAGAGUGAAGCAUUUAGUAACCCGAUAAACUCUCCAAGAGACGAUCAGAUAAGUGAGAUCGCAAAUUCGGUUCGAAGGGAUUCCUCUUUAGGCAAUAUGGAAGACGCAAUAGAAGCUUGGGAUGUGAACGUGCAACAAGGAAAUGCAGUACAAGCACGAAACAUAUUUGCAGUUGGAAUCAUUCGUCGAAUAAAGGCCAAACUUGAAGGAAGAGACUUUGAUUCUACAACUAAAAUGUCCGUUCAUGAACAAGUAUGUAUUAAAUUGUUGGGUAAAUUGGUAUUAAAAAGUUCACCAAAUAAUGAAAAAUCUAUCAUUGCAGGUCGACAAAAUCAUCCAGCAAGCAACAAGUAUAGAUAA